GUCGCCUGUCCCCUCUGGUUAUUCUGGGCCUGUAAUUAAGAGGAUGGCCAUAAUCACUAGACUGUCUAUACGUACGUGUUGAGCAGAGAGGAGGAGAGUGUUGUAAUUGUUCUGCCGCCGGGGUGCCGCUCUCAGGGCUGAGGAGGGAGGUGUGGGAGUGUCCGCUGAGGGAGGGAUCACAGGAACGCACGGUUCGCUACUGAGGGAGCAUUCUUGAGCCGAGCUGAGUGCGGCCGGACACGCUCUAGAAAGGAUCUCAAACCUGCUUUGAGUGGAUUUGCGCUUAAUCUGUUAAUGGUGAAGGAGCUCAGAGCCUCACGUUUACUGUGUUUGGAGGAUUUUACCGGAUACUGGUUCAGUCUCUGGAAAGGAUUGGUUCAGGAUGUUCAAUAUCAUACAUGCCCUGAUAUUUAAAGGGUAAAAACAAACAAUUUGUCAGAGCUCUUAGAUUUUGGAUAGACCUAUGGUUUAUAUUUAUACAUGUAAGGAAACAACUUUUUAACACUUUUGUGUUCUGAUACUGGAGUGACUGUACUCUGAAAAGCAUUGGAAAAUUCAAAACCAUUGGCAAUAUUUUGGAUUACAUUGAGAAGGGUCUUCUUGCCUCAUCACUUCAUUGGUAUUUUGGGUUGCUCUGACAAACAGAGAUAUUCCUCUUCUCCAAAUGCAGAGCUGUUGAACGCCUGCUGAACGCUGCACCAGAGACAACUCUCUAAACCUGCCAGAUUACAGCCUGGACCAACAGAUCUAGUGGAUUCCAACACGAUUCAGGGGUGUGGAGAGUGCAGAAACAGAGAUUGUUGAAGUGUCAGAGAGGUGCAGCCGAACAGAUGCACCUUAGCUGAGUGGGCUUCAUUCACAGCGAGCUAAAAACCAUGUGGGAACCUGUCAGCACACAAGAACAACUGUUUCUCAGUUUGAGUCAUUGUCCACUGUGCCCUAGCAAUAACGCACACGGCCCUCGAUGCCACCGGAUGAUUUAUGAGACGUCUCCCGCCAUCUGCGAGCAUAAAACCGCAGAGGGACGGCUACGGUCUUGCUGAUGUUGCUAAUACCACAAAUGCGAGAGCAGAAAACAACGAGCAAAAUGCCACAAGGAGGAGACAUUUAGAACCCAAGAAAGACUGAAGGAACAAGCUGUUUGUAGUCACUUUUGUGCACUUGGAGUGCAUCAGCACAAGUAAAGAAGAGCAUUGUAAUCAUCCCCCUCUCUAAACACCUCAACAUGUUUGCCCCGACGACAGCCCUGCCUCCUCCUCCUCCCCUCUUAACAGGAAGUGCUCUGCCAGUGCCCGGCGCGCCAGCAACAGCUCCUUACACAGAUCAUGACCUACUGCGGCAAGAGUUAAACUCUCGCUUCCUGGCCUCCCAGACUGUCGAUCGAGGAGGCGCUCUAGCUCCCCCGGCCUACCUGCGCACAGAGUUCCACCAGCACCAGCACACACACCAACACACACAUCAGCACACCUUCACUCCAUUCCCCCACUCCAUCAUGCCCAGUCCAGCAGCACCACUGGUGCGUACCCCUGCCAGACAAUUUGACAAAUACCCCGCUAAAGUGGACACCUUCCAUAGACACAAUUUGGUCCCGUCCUAUCAGUCAAUAAUGACUGGAAUACCUCCUAUGGUUCCACCUGCUGGACCAUUCAGCUCUCUCCAGGGAGCUUUUCAGCCCAAGGCCUCCAACCUACUAGAUGUGGUGUCAAGGCCAGGAUCUGUGCCACACCAACUUUUACAGGACUCCAGACUUCUUGACCCCAUGUGUCCUAAACCAAAGAAACCUGGGAAGUGGUGUGCAAUGCAUGUCCACAUUGCAUGGCAAGUUUACCAUCAUCAGCAAAAAUUUAAGAAGCAUAUGCAGAUUGAGCCACAUAAAUUAGACUUUGGGUUUAAGCCGGAGUUUCUGAGUCGAUCGCCUGUCUCGAGCUUCAUGGGACUGCAGCCACGUGAUUUACCCCGUCCCUCCACCAUUCUCUCUAAUGCAGGUCCCACACACCCUUCAGUUUCGCCCUAUGGACCCUUACCGCAGACCCCAAACAAUCUCCACAGUGUAAUCCCCCAUCAUGAGUCUCUUAAUAAGCCACUCACCUUUGGAGGCCUAAGUACACUGAGUUCAUCUGCCUUUGGAGGACUAGGAAACCCAACACUAACACCAAAUGCAGCACAUGGGACUAAAGAUGGUAAAACGGUGCCAACUUCAAGUGGACAACUGGAGACCUGGAACAGAUUGCACCAGACACCCUCAUCCUUCCCAACGCCGCCUCUGUGUCCAAGGCCUUCUGAAACUGAGAGAGCUCCCUCCAUACCAGACAGAGCAGCGAUUAAAAGAGAUUCCCUAGACAACAAAGAUGACGAGGAACGGGAGCCAAAAGAGAAAUCAAAUGAAAGGCAUUUGUCACCCAUCAGGAAUAGUGCACUGGACAACAAACAACCAACAGAGUCCUUCAAAAGUUCCUCUCCUGAUGAGACCAAGGAAUUGGAGCAGGCAAGAGAGAAAACACAAGCCCAAGAGCUUCCGCAACAAACUCGAGAAACUGAGGAGCCAACACACAAAGAGAUCCAAAGUGACAAAAGAGAAAAGGAUGUCAAAAGCGAGCAGCAGCAGCCCACUGAGGACAAGCCAGAGGGAAAAGAGAGUUCAUCACCCAAGCAACAGAGAGAGGAUCUCAAGCGGCCAAACAGUGAUAGCCAACCCUGGGAGCCAGCUGAGAAGAAGAUUAGAGUCGAAUAUGAACCCCAUGCCAAGAGCAGCAAGGUGAGAGUGAAGGAGGAGAAGAGAGACGACCAGGACCAUGAGGUUACAACACACCAGAAAGUUUUGGAAAAACCAUGGCAGGAUCCCAGAGCCCCUGCUAUUAACCCUUCACCUCUUUCAACUCUUCCUUUGCCAAUAGGAAUCCCAGCUGGCCACCCUGGUCUUGACAGGACUAGGCUAGUCUCACCUUUUCUGGGAAUGGGUCCACUACCUGGAGCCGAAAGGCUGCCUUACUCGCCUCAACACUGGGAGUCUAUGCGGAAUGUUUACCGAGGUUUAGAUCUUCCUCGGAGGGACUCCUUAGGCAAGGACCUCUUAAUAAGAACCAACCCCCUGCAACGUGCCAUGAUGGGGCACCCUGCUUACCCACGUGAGCCAUUUCUGCAGUCCAUGGCCUUGGAGCAAAGGAGUCAACUGGAGGAACGGCAGCGUCUGGCCUUCCUGAGAGAAGAAAGCGAGCGUAGCCGCCUGUUGGCUAUGCAUUAUACUGCACUGGAUCCUCACUUACCACCUCCAGGACUCCUCGCGGCGGCUUACCCCAGCACAGGGCUCCCACAUUACACCUCGCUCAGUAGGUCUCUACCUGCUGCUUAUAUGCACGCCCAACCACACCCGCUUUUUCCAAUGCUGGCAGCACGGCCAGGGUCUCCGAGACGGAUGACCCCUCUCACAGACAGACCUGUUUCGCACCCACACAGAGACACUGUGACUCGGUGAGCUGGACUUAAUCAGAAACUGACAGACUUAUGUAUAUCAAGCAUUUCAUGUGAAAUAACGUGUAGUCGAAAUGUACAGUGGUGGAAAUUAUUAUUUUUUUUGUCAAAAAA
Messenger RNA from Sinocyclocheilus rhinocerous, 3582 nucleotides. RefSeq names its product autism susceptibility gene 2 protein-like. Lineage: Eukaryota; Metazoa; Chordata; Actinopteri; Cypriniformes; Cyprinidae. The coding region runs from base 1226 to 3472 and encodes 748 amino acids. The record is from RefSeq and is a predicted model, not a curated record. The transcript has 16 exons.